GUUGCCGGGAAGGCGGAAGUGCGGGGGCUUCCGGUCGGCGUGAGCAGCGUGCGGUGUGUGAGUUCCUGGGUUUUCUCAGCUUUCCAGCUAAAUAUGGCUAAAAGUUUACGGAGUAAGUGGAAAAGGAAGAUGCGUGCUGAAAAGAGAAAAAAGAAUGCCCCAAAGGAGCUCAGCAGACUUAAAAGUAUUCUUAAAGUAGAUGGUGAUGUUUUAAUGAAAGACGUUCAAGAGAUAGCAACUGUGGUAGAACCCAAACAUUGUCAAGAGAAAAUGCAAUGUGUGGUGAAAGAUGAAACAGAUGACAUGAAAAUGGAGACUGAUAUUAAGAGAAACAAAAAGACUCUUCUAGACCAGCAUGGGCAGUACCCCGUAUGGAUGAACCAGAGGCAAAGAAAAAGGCUGAAAGCAAAGCGAGAGAAAAAGAAAGGAAAAAGCAAAGCAAAAGCCAUCAAGGCAGCGAAGGGUUUGGCUUGGUAGACCCUUAAAAACUUGAAAAAUGCCGCAUGGAACAGGUCUUUGAUUAGAAUGUAUACAUUGAUUUCAGCUUCCACCAAAUGGAAACUUUGUUUCCAUUUUUUAACUUGGCCUUUUUCUUCAAUUCAAGCCCAACUGUAACUCCUCAAAAUUGUCUUGGUAACUUGAAUAAAAUAUUUUCUUUGAUGAAUGAAA
Lagenorhynchus albirostris (white-beaked dolphin) is the source of this 669-nucleotide messenger RNA. It is a transcript of the gene LLPH, whose product is annotated as LLP homolog, long-term synaptic facilitation factor. Gene Ontology annotation, cellular component: nucleolus. The transcript is spliced from 3 exons. Lineage: Eukaryota; Metazoa; Chordata; Mammalia; Artiodactyla; Delphinidae. The record is from RefSeq and is a predicted model, not a curated record. Gene Ontology annotation, biological process: dendrite extension. Gene Ontology annotation, molecular function: RNA binding. The coding region runs from base 94 to 477 and encodes 127 amino acids.